This is a messenger RNA of Hibiscus syriacus, 1443 nucleotides long. RefSeq names its product probable serine/threonine-protein kinase PBL7. The record is from RefSeq and is a predicted model, not a curated record. Lineage: Eukaryota; Viridiplantae; Streptophyta; Magnoliopsida; Malvales; Malvaceae. The transcript has 6 exons. Gene Ontology annotation, biological process: protein phosphorylation. Gene Ontology annotation, molecular function: protein kinase activity; ATP binding. Bases 21 to 1280 code for a protein of 419 amino acids.
AAACUAGUAGUGCUACUUCAAUGCCACCAGAGCUUGGCUAUGAUCACAUGCAUAGCACCACCAACAUCCUUCCCUUGAACUCGAUCAUCGUAAUUGUCGUAUCAAUCGUCUCGCUUCUCCUGAUUCUCGCCGGCUUUCUGAUUAUAGUAAUGCUUCGUAGACUAAAAUCUGUCCGAAAAAGCGGUAGUUGCAAAGAAAGUAAUGGUGGCAUCCACAAUCCCAGUUUCAGCUUCGUUGCUCAUACUGUCAUAUACUUCAACUCUAGUCCAGAUGUGAAGGCGAAUUGUUUAUAUGGAGGAAGUAUGCGUAAACCUGCUAUAAGUCGAUGUAGAGGGGUGCAAGUUUUCACUUACAAGGAGCUCGAAUUGGCCACCGAUAACUUCAGUGAAGCAAAUGUGAUCGGAAACGGAGGGUCGAGCAUCGUGUAUAAAGGGGUCCUUGUUGAUGGAACUGUGGCAGCCAUUAAGAAGCUUCACCGUGACCGAAAACAAGGGGAGCGUUCUUUCAGGAUGGAAGUGGAUCUGCUAAGCCGGUUAGACUCUCCUUUUUUAGUGGAGCUAUUAGGCUACUGUGCUGACCAGCAUCAUAGGCUUCUGAUUUUUGAAUUCAUGCCCAAUGGUACCCUGCAACAGCAUCUUCAUCAUCCUGGCAACGAAUAUCAGCUGUUGGAUUGGGGAAGCCGGUUAAGGAUAGCCCUUGAUUGUGCCAGAGCCCUUGAGUUCCUCCAUGAGCAUGCUACUGUUAUCCACCGUGACUUUAAAUGCACCAAUGUGUUACUAGACCAACACCUGCGAGCCAAGGUGUCCGAUUUCGGAUUGGCGAAAAUGGGGUCGGAUAAGAUCAACGGUCAGAUUUCGACACGCACUCUGCGGUCCACAGGAUAUAUAGCUCCAGAAUAUUCAUCAACAGGCAAGCUCACCACAAAAUCAGAUGUCUACAGCUACGGAGUAGUGCUUUUACAGCUUUUAACCGGUCGAGUCCCGGUCGACAUCAAGCGGCCUCCCGGAGAACAUGUCCUAGUUUCAUGGGCACUUCCAAGAUUAACAAACAGAGACAAAGUGGAAGAAAUGGUUGAUCCAGCAAUACAAGGACAGUAUACCAAGAAGGAUCUAGUUCAGGUGGCUGCUAUUGCUGCGAUGUGUGUGCAACCGGAAGCCGAUUAUCGACCUUUGAUGGUUGACGUCGUACAGUCACUGAUCCCUUUAGUUAAAAACUUCAGUUCGGUUAAAUCCCCCGGUUUCUCUAGAUUUAAUCGUCGAAGCACCAGUCCGAAGUCUUAGUAAUAUGUUUGGGAAUUGCAGAGCUAGAUAACUCUUUUUCCUGUUCUUCUGGUUGCAUGAAAAAAGAAUAAUAAGAAUCAACAUUGCCACUGGUGAAGUGAUGAGUUCAUACAUGGCAUGGCAUGUAACUGUGAUUUUUCCCUUUAGACGUUCAUAUUGCCCG